ACAGACCCUCCCGUCCAAACGGGCUGGCACUGCCCAGUUACAUCUACGCGACCAACCUACAAACCAGUGCGUCUUUGGGCCGUACGUGGAACCGGAGCACCCGGGGGAAACUCACGCGGCCACGGGAGGACAUACCAGAACUUUACUGAAUUGAACCCGAGUCGGCAGCGUUGCAAUCGCGUCACGCUAACUGCCACGUUACUGUGCUGCUCCAAUGAAAAAUCGAUCUGCAUAUUAAUCUCUCCCAGUGCUAAAUAAUGUUUCAAUCCAAAAAUGCUUCUCUCUCACAGACGCGGUUUUACCUUCUGAGGGUUUCCAGCACUUUCUGAAAUCCCUGUGCUGUAACCCUCGAACCCGAAAGCCUCCCUGGUCCUCAGGGCCGUUACUUCAUUAGUGUCGGCUCUCCCAACAGCGUACGUACCGGUGCCAAAGGUGGAGUCGUCCUUAACGACUGCAGAACAUAAUGAAACACACUUCAGCCUAACUGUUCAGGGAGUCGAUCACACCAGAAUCAAACCCGGAGUGGCCGGGAUUCCGCGGACCAAGACCUGCCAGGUUGGGAAGGAGCGAUGCAGGGAGUGUCCCGACCCUGAUUUACUUAACCCAGAGCUCGCAGCGCAGAGGGCCGAUCCCACCCAAUGUUUACGGUGGCUGCUUUCACCGGACGACCGUGAUGUCCGGAAUUCGGAUCUUGCGCAUCUUUGGACUCAUUCUCGGUUCCGUCGCCCAGAGCCCGGAGCUCGCAGCCGGCUGUCGGCUCUAUCCGUUUAACGUGACCAUCCGGAGCGGCGGGCAGAGCAGCUGCCGCGGGAGCCACGUCAGCCACGCGUGUGUGGGUCACUGCGAGUCCAGCGCCUUUCCCUCCAAGUUCUCGGUGCUGCAGGCCAGCGGGUUCAGGCACAACAUCACCUCGGUGUCUCAGUGCUGUACAAUCGGCAAGCUGGAGAAGGUGAGGGUGAGUCUAUCCUGCGGCGAGAGGACGGAGGAGCUGGACAUCUUCUCGGCCCGGAGCUGCCGCUGUGACAUGUGCCGCCAGUCGCGCUACUGAGGCUCCGACUGACCCCACCGGGAGCACACCGACCGCCCCAGGGACACGGGGGGUGCGGGGUCUCUUCACCGACCGACCCAGGGACACGGGGGGUGCGGGGUCUCUUCA
Molecule: messenger RNA, 1156 nt
Organism: Mobula hypostoma (lesser devil ray)
Lineage: Eukaryota; Metazoa; Chordata; Chondrichthyes; Myliobatiformes; Myliobatidae
Gene: gpha2
Product: glycoprotein hormone subunit alpha 2
Exons: 4
Coding region: 674-1048 (124 amino acids)
Biological process (GO): cell surface receptor signaling pathway
Cellular component (GO): extracellular region
Molecular function (GO): hormone activity; hormone receptor binding
Source: RefSeq, a predicted model, not a curated record